Messenger RNA from Brienomyrus brachyistius, 1639 nucleotides. It is a transcript of the gene pcmtl, whose product is annotated as l-isoaspartyl protein carboxyl methyltransferase, like. The record is from RefSeq and is a predicted model, not a curated record. NCBI's taxonomy places the organism in Eukaryota, Metazoa, Chordata, Actinopteri, Osteoglossiformes, Mormyridae. Gene Ontology annotation, molecular function: protein-L-isoaspartate (D-aspartate) O-methyltransferase activity. Bases 118 to 867 code for a protein of 249 amino acids. Gene Ontology annotation, biological process: protein modification process. Gene Ontology annotation, cellular component: cytoplasm. The transcript has 9 exons.
ACAAUAGUCUGUCUUUAGUAUCACACGUGUCACGUGAGUACACUGCCGUGAAGCGAGGUUAAAUAUCGUAAACUGCGUGUGACGAGGAUUCCCAGUAGGGUAUCUAGGGUUCGUGAGAUGAGAGCUCUGUCCGGAUUGGCUGCGGUGGCGUUCCCCAUGGGUGUGCUGCUGUCCAGGACCAUGGCGUGGAUGUCCAGUGGGAGAACACAUCCUGAACUGGUCAGCCGCCUGAGGGAUAACGGAGUUAUCAAAUCAGACCGAGUUUUUGAGGCCAUGUUGGCCACUGACCGCGGGUUCUACGCCACAGAGCACUCCUACGAGGAUUCCCCACAGUCCAUAGGCUACCAGGCUACUAUCAGUGCCCCUCAUAUGCACGCCCAUGCCUUGGAAGUACUGAGUGACAAGCUAACUGAGGGGUCCUCCGCUUUGGAUGUGGGAUCAGGGAGCGGCUAUCUCACUGCCUGCUUUGCCAGGAUGGUCGGACCCACAGGAAAGGUGGUGGGUAUUGACCACAUACCGGAGCUGGUGCAGGCCUCCCUGCAGAACCUGCGUGCCGACGACCCUGAGCUGCUCGAUUCGGGACGUGUCAAACUGAUCGUGGGUGACGGAAGACUCGGGUUCCCAGAUGACGCCCCGUAUGACGCCAUCCAUGUCGGAGCUGCCGCACCUACUGUCCCCAAAGCCCUCUUGGAUCAGCUGAAGCCAGGCGGCAGGUUGGUGCUACCAGUCGGCCCGGAGGGAGGGAGUCAGGUUCUAGAGCAGUAUGACCGCCAAAGCAAUGGUACGUUCUCCAGGAAAGCUCUCAUGGGCGUGAUCUACGUUCCCCUCACUGACAAGAACCACCAGUGGCCCAGAGGUGAGCUCUGACUGCAGUGUCAUUGCCCCUGCAGGAGGUGGCGCCCUUGCUGCAGUUCUUGAAUCCUACAUAAUCCAAGGGGGGGGGAGGGUGCUUCUCUACUGUCUUGACCUGCUGCCUAGCAACACAUGUGAGAGCGCCUGCCUGCCUACAGAGCUUUAUCAUCCGUAUUUUAACAGGCUACAAUUAAUUGGCCCUCUGGCCCCAUUGAGGUUUUGCUAUGGCACAUUAUACAUUAUACACAGAAUGAAAAAUAUGAAUUUUUGCAGAGAGGGAAUGAAGGCAUAGCUUUUGGGCCUCAUUUAGAAAUGUAUUUUGUAUGUAAACCAGCGAACAGUUCACAGUAUCACAGUAAAAUCGUAAAUUGACAAUAUCCACUGUGGUGGAUUUUUUUUACCCAUUGUAUGAUUUCUAGUAUGUUGUCAAUAGUACGAAACUUCCAUUUAAUGUUGAAAUGGAAUUAUCUGUAGAAUAUUUUGAGAAGCUUGCAUGCCCCAUUUUUCUGAAAAUAAAUCUGAAUAUCACUAGAUCAUAUCCAGAGAACUUGACAUUGAAAUAGGACUACCAUUGCAAGUUAAAAUGUUUGCUACUCAAAAACAAUAUUAUCUUAACAUGCUGAACGUAACAGACCAGUGUCUAUAAUCAUAAAGUACUGGUAACUCACAGAAAAGAACUCUAAAUUUGCCAGAACAUUGAUGCUGCAUACCCUGUUAAUUGAAAUGAUUUGUAAAUUAAAUGGUGAUGUGAUUUAAUAAUAUGAAUAAUAAAAUUAAGUAUUUGCUA